AUGUGUCGCCUAGUCAUUUUCAGUGGCACCUGCACCAAGUGUGGCGAAGAGCAAAUAUGGGAGGAUCUCACACAAGAGCUGUCAUGUCUCGAGGCGAAAAACAAUGGAUUCUUUGGGGAUUGCUCCAAUGGGGUAUUUCAAGAGCAGCACCACUUCGACCAGGAGUGUGAUCAAUGCAACGAGGAGGAUGAAGGAAUCGGUGAUGUCGAAGAGGCGGGGGUAGAGGAGGGCCUUGUGGCCCAUGGAAAGCGAGGGGUUGAUGAAGAGAGGUCGACAAACUCACGGAAGAAGACCAAAACUUGA
Messenger RNA from Trichoderma virens Gv29-8, 303 nucleotides. RefSeq lists its product as uncharacterized. The coding region runs from base 1 to 303 and encodes 100 amino acids. Lineage: Eukaryota; Fungi; Ascomycota; Sordariomycetes; Hypocreales; Hypocreaceae. The record is from RefSeq and is a predicted model, not a curated record. The transcript has a single exon.